AUGCGCAUUGAGGGUUUGAGCCCCGGCUGGGGGGGCGCGGCCGCUUGACCGUCGCUUAUUUAUGGACCGCAGUCCUGCGGCGCCGCAGACCGCGGUCAUUACGGCCUUCAGUCGUGGGGUGGCGCUAAAAGCACACGUCCUCCACACACAGACACAGGUGCAUCGCUGUUGGAUGAGCUGGUUCGGUGAGUGUCCGGCUUUUCUUUUCCAUAAACGUGCUAUUCCCUCAGAUUAGAGGGAGUGACUGAUGCGGCGGAAAGCGCGGCUCUUGAGGCGGACGGGGGGCUCGUGCUGGCCGGGUGGGAGGAGGGGAGGCGCGUGCUGUCGUCACGCGGUGAGCCUUGUCACGUCGGGGAGGAGGAGAGAAACCCCCUGCAGUCCCACCAAUAACAUGCACAAUGCAGCUCCAUCAUCUGCACAUGUCCGAUGUCGUCAUUGGGAAAUCACUACUGCGCUGCCUGGUCUUGCAUUUCUAAAAAAAAAAAAAAAAAAAAAAAAAAAAGGAGGACGGAUCAGCGCUGGAGGUGCGGGCCGCUGCGGUAAGACCAACAUCAAAGCAAUUUAAUGGAGAAGUAUAAAAGAACCACUCUAAGAUGACACGUACAGACCCGCCUGACAUACUAGUAUCAACUGUGCAUCGGGAUAUAAAGUCGAUUCCAAUUUUUUCACACUGCAAGUCACUGCAAGCCUCCAAACAAUGUGAUUCCACAAAUUGUAGCAUCCUGGAUGAUAGAAAUCACAAAGUUAGCAAGAGGCACUGCCAAACCUUUGACUUUAAGUUGUUGAAGGACCUUAAAUCACACAGGAGUUUAAUGGAGUCUCCAAGUCAAAAGGUCGAUAGAAAGGGGGUCAACCCAGACGUUGCAUGGACUUCCUUGGGGCGUCAGCAGAGAUACCGCUUUUCUUCUCCGGACAUUUUCGGUCACAGGAUGACACCUCAGUCAAUGACUGUAGAAAUGGCCAGUGAGGUAGUUGUUCCUGAUCAUAAAAGAAGGACCAGGUCUAAAAGUGCCCCUCGAGUCCAGACCAACUUCACUCCUGUCUCAUUUGAGGGGUCUUCAUCUUCAAGAAGGAAAGGGAGAGAGUCUCAAAGGACCCUGAAAGACUCUCGCUGGAGACCUGAAGUAUCACCUCGUAGGGAGGCAUCUUUUUCCGCAGCAGGGGCUCACAUGCCUGAAGUACACCCAAUUAAGCUGCAACCUCAAACUGCUGAUGGCAGCAGAAAUUCACCUCACUGUGUUAUUGACAAAUGUUCAUAUGGUGAACUGAAUAAACCAGCAACUAGUCCUCAUGUUAGAUGUCGAGUGGACAUCAUGCCUGAUGACAUGGCAUUACAUCAGUCAAGACGGAAAAAGACCACCAAGUCAAUAGACAUACCCUGUCAGAGGCAGCAAAAUAUAGGGAGUCGCAGUCUGACUGUGCCACGGCAUUUUUCCUACUCUAGAACGCCUCCUCCUUCUGACUCUUUGGAAAGAGAAAGUAGGCAAGCCUAUCAGUAUUCCCGCAGCAUGCCAAACAGUUACUUGCAGCAGAUGGAGCUUCCAUUACAAAGAAUGCCUUCUACAGGUGACUAUUAUGGUAGAGAACGAAGAGCUCACUCCAGUCCCAAUGUGCCAACAAAUUUUUUUUAUGCAGAUGACCCAGGAAGGUAUGUUCCUCCUGUUCCUCCACAAUGUGAUACCUAUUUUUAUGAUGACAAUUACACACCAGGGCAAGCAUACUCUCCAAAAGUGCACUAUGUUCAAGAUCCAAGGACUCGCAUGGUGCAUGCUGUACCUACAAGAUCAUAUUACCCUGAAACUGAACCAUAUCCGUACUCUGUACAACCAGGGUACCUCAAACCCUAUGCAGCAAAUGAACCAGGACCAUACAUCAUAAGAACACCUCCAACAAGAAUAGUUUAUCCAGAUGACCCAAGAGCUUAUCAAAUUCAUACUGCACCGCCACGGUUUACUUAUUCCAGUAACAUGUAUGCAAUGCUUCCAGAACACCAUGUACCAGCAGGAGCAUACUACACUGAAGGCCGUAGACAUGCUAGAGUCAUUCAACCACAGACAGAUGACUGGUAUGGGUCAGAUGCAUCUGGUUAUUCCACCAAUCCUGCCUCUUACGUAUCUCAAGCAACUCCAACCCCAAUCCAGCAAGAUCCUACAUCCAUGCCAUGGUAUGCCAAUCCAUGUUUAGAACCUCAAAAAAUAGGUACAGAUUCUAAGUCUUACUCCAGGUCUUGGGACAACAUUCUCAACUCUCGUGUUGAAAGGGAACAACCCAUCCCUGUUCAGAGAGGUCAGAGUUAUGAUGAUCUUCUUGACUCAAGGAAGCCUUCUACAACCCUAGAUGACAAACCGCAACCAGUGGUAGUGAAUCUUUCCAGUUCACCAAGACGCUAUGCGGCUUUAUCAAUGUCUGAUAACUCAUUAAUAGAAAAAAGCCCAACAGAGACAUCAAAAGUUGCUGCUAGUAAAUUUUGGUUUGUCACACCUGAGAUAACGAUCACUGACAAUGAUAUUAAAACUGGAAAUCUUAAUAAGGUUGAAGGCCGGUCUGCUAGUUGGGAUAUUAUUGACUCCAGAAGUAAUGAAGGUCCAGAAAUGUCUCGGCAUGAUUUUGAAAGAACAUCUAAAGAGAACUUACAUGACAAUGGGUCACUUCAGCAAAGCCUUGAGCAGCUUGAUGAGCUUCUGGCAGAUCUUGUGACUGACUACAAGCCACCAAGUAGACGGACAAGUGAGGAUAUUUUGGACCAAUUAAAGAAGUUAAUAGAUGAGGAAGAAGCUGUAUCUUUGUCCAGAAAAUGUUCAAAAGCGCCACAGGAUGACCCACCUCCACUAGACAAACAACCAACUUCAAUCCGAAUGAAUGCAGAUGCUUUUUGUGAUAUGGAUAAUUCAAGUGAUGCAAUAAAAAGUACAGACCAAUGUUCUCCAGAUCAGAGCCCCGAUGAGGAUGAUACAAUGAUGUGCUCUAACAACAAAUGCCGGAGAACAGAGACCCUGUUUAAUGCUUGUUUGUAUUUUAAAUCCUGCCACAGUUGCUACACCUACUACUGCUCCCGUAACUGUCGCAGAGAGGAUUGGGACAUUCACAAAGAAAGCUGCUUGUAUGGAAGAAUUGGAAGUACAUGCCGUCACAUCAUUAAGCAUUGCAGAGAGACUGUUGAAGUGCAUAAAGCCUUCUCUCGUAUUGCCAAAGUUGGCUACCUUUCUCGAGGUAGAGGAGUUUUAUUUCUUGGUUUCCCAAACCCUGCAUCUUCUAACAAAUUCAUGAAAUGUGGCUUGGAUAGUUUACUCAUGUCUCCUACAUACCUUUCCCUUCGUGAACUUGAAAGCUUUAGGGAAAAUCUGGGAGAGUACUGUAAAGAGCUGCAAGAGGCAGGUAAAGAAUAUGACCCAAAUGAAUGUUUUAUCUUGAAUGUAUCCAUUGCUGUUGGUGACCAAUUGCCUGAUGGGCCAUCACCAAGAAACCAAGCACCAACAGUAAGAAAAUAUGCAAAAGUUGCAUUGGCUUCCUUUAGCCCAGAGAGAAAGGUUCACAAAAAAGAAAGUGACAUGGAAACAUUGAUCCUAACUCCACCUCCUGGAACAGCAGAUAUCGACAAAGAGGGAGAAGAAGGCCAUAAGGCUCGAGAAAUCUGUUUCAUCAACAUUCAACGUGAGUUGAGGAUUCGAGGGGUUUUCCUACGCCAUGAAUACCCACUGGUUUAUCAGCAGCUCUGUGAGUUUGUGGAAAAUAACAGAAGGUUUACACCCACAACUAUUUAUCCAAUUGAUAAGAGAACUGGCAAACAGUUCAUGUGCAUGAUCAUGGCUGCUUCAGAGCCCAGGACACUGGACUGGGUGGGCACUCCACAUCUCCUUGAUGACAUCAUUUAGGAACUCAUUUUGCACCUUUUGUUACAAAGGCAUAUUUAUUGAAAUAGAUUAAUACCCUUCAUACAUACACAAUACAUUUUUGGCUGUUUAAAUGUUAUCUAUUUUAGUGAGUACUAAGUUAAUUUUCCUUAAAUCUUUGAUUUUUUUUUUUAGGUGGGAGAGCAGGGGUUAAUGGUAAUGCCAGAGAGGUAUAUGUGUUUCAAAUUCUUAUGUCUUUUUUUCUAAAACAUUAUGGAAAUAUGUUUUUUUAUUUGCUAUACACGAAUAUUCUAUGCAAAACUGUUUCAUCACUUAGGUCUCACAUUCCCGUGGAAAGACUAGCUUGUGCUGUAAGAUGUGAUAUAUCUAUCCUAUAAUAUUAUUCAAAUGUAAAGAAAUAUUUCAAAUUAAGAUAGCAUGUUGGUGGUAGUUAAUAUCGUCGUGAGACGUUCUGAUGGUUAAAAAAUGAAGGAAAAGCAUUAAGCUAUUUUAACCUGUGUUAAAUAGGCUCACAUUUAGCAUUGUUAACAAACAAUGCACUAAGAUUUGUCAUUGUUCUUGUGCCUGUUUUGGGAAAUUUCUGGGCCAUUAAAAUUAAAGUAAAAGUCAUGCCAGUUUCACUGACUCUGUAGGAACUGGUCUGUACUCAGUUUAAAACACUGUGAAUAGUGAAAGUUAUAUUGUGCAAAAAAAUAAAAA
Oryzias latipes (Japanese medaka) is the source of this 4550-nucleotide messenger RNA. It is a transcript of the gene ajm1, whose product is annotated as apical junction component 1 homolog. The record is from RefSeq and is a predicted model, not a curated record. Lineage: Eukaryota; Metazoa; Chordata; Actinopteri; Beloniformes; Adrianichthyidae. Gene Ontology annotation, cellular component: plasma membrane; apical junction complex. Gene Ontology annotation, biological process: cell-cell junction organization.